AGCCUGAGCAAUAUAGUGAGACCCCCUCCAUCUCUAUUUAUAAAAAAUAAAAUUAUUCAAUUUAAUAAAAAAAAAACUUAAAAAUGUCUUAAGAGGUCUUGGCUCUGGACUAAGUCCCACAUGCAUGUAUUCGAGAUGCCUCUUGGUCUAAGGAUCUAAAAUCUAACUAAAGCCUAUGGAGCCCUCAAGGAGUCCUUCCUCAAAGGUCUGGUAUCAGAUGGGGUCCAGGACCAUCGUGCGUGACAGUGACCUGGUGUGAGUCUGCAGAAAGAGUCCGGGUGAACAUUUGGCAAAGCAGUCCCUCCGCUAUGGAUGUUCAGUAUUUGGUAUUUCAGAUAGUAGUGAAAUGGAUGACUUGAUGGCUUCCUAUAAUUCCCAGAUGCCAGGUUUUGUGCUAAGUCAGACUCUUCACAUUCUGAAUCGAUGAUCACAUGAGAAAGACCUUUUAUUAUUUUCAUUUUUAUGAGAAAGCUAAGGUUCAAAGAGGUUAAGUAAUUUGGCCAAGGUCACCUGGUUUACAUGUGUUUAAAAACAUGUAUAUGUGAACAUCAUGCGAAUUAUUUAUUUGGCUAACUCAUUUGCAAAGCCUAUUAGGUAUAACUAAACAACAGAGAUGGUGGGUUGACAAGGAUAAAAAUGUCUUGGAGGCUGGGUGCAAGUGGCUCACACCUGUAAUCCCAACAGUUUGGGAGGCUGAGGCAGGAGGAUCCCUGAGGCCAGGAGUUCAUGACCAGCUGCGGCAUACACAUGCAGUCCAGCUGCUCAGGAGGCUGUGGUGGGAGGAUCACUUGAGCCCCAGAGGUCCAGCCUCAGUGAGCUGUGAUGACACCUCUGCACUCCAGCCUGGACGACAGAGUGAGAUCCUGUCUCAGAAGAAUAAAAAAAGAAAGAGAGAAAGAAAAACAAUGUUUUGGAAAGGAAUGCCAGGGUUUAGAGAAGUGACUUAAAAAUUAUGUCUUAGAUCAGACUUGUAGGUUUGCUUUGUAUUGCCUUGAGUGACACGUUAGGAGGAUCGCCAAGGGGAGAGGUUAUAAGCCCAGAUUGUGGUAAUAACUUUUACUCUGAAUUUUGGUCUGAAAGACUUUUCUUCGUCUGGAGCUGGGCUGGCCUCGUGACAUCGUGCGGCAGCAGACACGAUGGUGGAGCUCAUUGCCUGGAGCUUUCCCUCCGCAUUGAAUGAUAAUUUUUUUGGCCUUUUCAUGAAAUUCAGAUUCUGUCCCACUUAGGCAGUCCCGUUUAAGUGGCAGGCACUGAAUAUGGUUGCUUUCAAGCAAGAUGUUUUGUUUAACCAGGGGCGUAGCGGAGUUCUGGAUACACAGAUGGCCAUCCAAAAAUGUUAAAAGAAAGAAAUAAAGUAAUCCUCACAGCAUCUCUGAGAAGUGGUGCUUAAAUUUAUCACAAUCUUGCAGAUGUGUAAGCUGAGGCGUAGAGUUCAAGCAAUGCACUCAAAGCCAUGUGUAAGCGAUGGUGCCUGAUUCCAGAUGCAGAGAACCCCAAGGCCAGUCUGCUGCAUCUCUUACCAGUUUUUGGAAAAACCACAACAAACUUUUAAAGUUCUAGUAAUUUCUUUUCCCCUCCCACAACACGUAUUCCCAUAAACCAAGGACCAUGUGACUAGUCAGUAAACAAAAGGAAAUGCAUCUAGCAACUGUCGCUCCUAACAUUCUUGUUUCUUGCAGUUUCCAAGGUGGUUAGAUCCAUCAGACGCUAAAGCCGUGGAGAACACUCUCAGGACCCUUUGCCAAUUCUUGAAGCAGAAGCCGACAGACAGCUGUUUGGAAACGUUUCCUUCACACACCAGCUGAAGACUCGGCUUUGGAGGUUUUCAAAGCAGACGGCGCGUCUCGCUUGGACGGGCAGGGAGAAGUAACAUUCUGCAGAUCACUGUCAGAGGUCCUGAGGACGCAGACCUACCUGGCUUGCAUUCCCCUUGCUGAAUGGCAUGUGCUGCCGCCGCCCACUGAGAGCUCCUUUGGGAUUUUGACUUGUGAGUAGGACACGAGGCUGGGAAGAUGCUGAGUUCCAUCAAGUGUGUGUUGGUGGGCGACUCUGCUGUGGGGAAAACCUCUCUGUUGGUGCGCUUCACCUCCGAGACCUUCCCAGAGGCCUACAAACCCACAGUGUAUGAGAACACAGGGGUGGACGUCUUCAUGGAUGGUAUCCAGAUCAGCCUGGGCCUCUGGGACACAGCGGGCAAUGACGCCUUCAGAAGCAUCCGACCCCUGUCCUACCAGCAGGCAGACGUGGUGCUGAUGUGCUACUCUGUGGCCAACCAUAACUCGUUCCUGAACUUGAAGAACAAGUGGAUUGGUGAAAUCAGGAGCAACUUGCCCUGUACCCCUGUGCUGGUGGUGGCCACCCAGACUGACCAGCGGGAGAUGGGGCCCCACAGGGCCUCCUGCAUCAAUGCCAUAGACGGAAAGAGACUGGCCCAGGACGUCAGAGCCAAGGGCUACCUGGAGUGCUCAGCCCUUAGCAACCGGGGGGUGCAGCAGGUGUUUGAGUGUGCUGUCCGAACUGCCGUCAACCAGGCCAGAAGGCGAAACAGAAGGAGACUCUUCUCCAUCAAUGAGUGCAAGAUCUUCUAAACGCCAAGAGACUUCACACAACACUUACGUAUGCGCCCCAGAGACUAAUGGGGAGCGGGGGAAGCCAGGAAAACUUAGUGUUUUCUCUGGGUACACCCCAAGCAGCGUCUCCUUUUGGAUACAGUUAUUGACAAGACUUGGCCACUGGAUGUUUUCACUAACCAUACUCUACAAGUGAACUCCUUGCCUGGGCCAGUUCGAAAAUCCCUUGGGAAGCUGCAAUGAAUAUUCCAUCUUUGAUUAAAAAAGUGACAUAGUCUGCACAAUUUUGGACAACGAAGUGAGUUUUUCAAAGAAUUCCAUAUUUAAAGACACAUUUUAUUUAAUAACACAAUGUAUUGCUUUUGUAUAUAAUUAGUUUUCACACUUGGAAAAUCUUUUCCUACAUCCUCGAAAACAUAAACUGCUCUGUGAAUGAAAUAACCAUACGAAGCUCUUUAUACGUUUGUAGUGUUAUUAUUUUCACCUCAAGUAGAAAGUCUGUUGAAACCACUUGGCUGCUGGAUUUAAAUGGGUAAUCAAAUUUAAAAACGACCAUAAAUGAAUCUUUGCAAUUUAUCUUCUACCUACCUAUUAUUCAGAGUUGGAUAUAAAAUAACAGUUCCAUAAAAUAUCCUAA
This is a messenger RNA of Sapajus apella (tufted capuchin), 3207 nucleotides long. RefSeq names its product ras homolog family member H (gene RHOH). Lineage: Eukaryota; Metazoa; Chordata; Mammalia; Primates; Cebidae. The transcript is spliced from 2 exons. The coding region runs from base 2013 to 2588 and encodes 191 amino acids. Gene Ontology annotation, molecular function: GTPase activity; GTP binding. The record is from RefSeq and is a predicted model, not a curated record. Gene Ontology annotation, biological process: small GTPase-mediated signal transduction.